CCUGCACGUUUCGUUUCAAGAUAGUUGCUAUCCAAGCAAGAAGGACGACGCUUUGCUCCCAAAAUGACUAGUAAACACAGAAAGAAGACGAGUUUUUCGCUGUCUUUUUCGGUGUUUGAAGAGCCGCUACAAUUCGCCGUCGUUUUGCUUAUGACGGUGUUGUUCAUCUUCGGGCACACUAUUGGAAUCCUCCUCUCAAUUUAUGUGUUUCUAACGCCUGUCUAUAGCUUCAUCGUCAUUUAUUUGGUGUGGACUUAUUGUUUUGAUCUGAAGACGCCAGCGAAAGGAGGAAGAAGGUCCGAGACGUUUCGAAAACUGAAGAGCUGGGAGUAUUUUCGUGAUUAUUUCCCAGCAAGACUUAUAAAGACUAAGCGUCUAGACCCAAAAAGAAACUAUAUCCUGGGAUACCAUCCGCAUGGAAUUAUGUGUGCUGGAGCUUGGGUUAACUUUGCGACUGAGGCUACUGGAUUCAGCAAUCUUUUUCCUGGCAUAAAGUCGCAUCUUCUCACUCUAACAUUGAUGUUUAAAUUUCCAUUUUGGCGAGACUUUGUAAUGGCUGGAGGUGUAUGCGAUGUAUCAAAAGAGAGCAUUCGCCACAUAGUUACAAAGAAGGGAACUGGUAACGCAGCAGUGAUUGCAAUUGGUGGAGCAGCAGAAUCUCUUGAUGCUCGGCCAGGUUCUUAUACUUUGACCCUGAAAAACCGGAAAGGAUUUGUUAGGAUGGCUUUACAAACAGGAGCAUAUCUUGUUCCAGUAUUUUCAUUUGGUGAAAAUGAACUAUUUAAUCAAGUCAGUAAUCCAAGAGGCUCAAGACUGAGAGCAUUUCAAAACAAGUUGAUGAAAAUCUUGUCAUUUGCUCCUCCACUGUUCUUUGGAAGAGGAAUCUUACCCAAGAUAAUUGGUAUUGUACCCUACAGGAGACCAGUAUGCACUGUAGUUGGUGCUCCAAUCCCAGUAAAGAGAGCUGUUGCAAAUCCAAGUCCUCAACAAGUAAACAGACUUCACAAGAAAUACGUACAAGGGCUUAUUAACCUCUUCGAUGAACAGAAACACAGAUAUGGUCUGCCAAGGAGCGUUAAACUGAGAAUUGUGUAAUAGACAUUAAUUAUUCAGCUUGAAUACCGUCCAUAAAUAAAAAGAAAAAAAUUUCUUCUAAACAGUGUAAAACAAAUGGCAAUCGUUGUGCAACCUGUAAAACAUAUUGCACUGCAUGCAUUCUAUUCAAAUAAUUAUUAUUUGGACCGAAAACGACACCAUACUUGUGGUGUGGAUGGCCAGUUCACAUCUGGCAUUAGCUGGUUGAAAAAAGCGUCCAGCAGCAGCCCUGCAAGGGCAAGUCAAAAGUCAAUUUAAGAAAAGAUUUUUAUAAAGUUAGUCAGCCUGGCUACAAUGGUCGGUACGACCUGACCCAAUGAAUGUCUCAAAUUUUAGUGUCCACGAUCUUAAAUUGAAUUGUAUCAAGAUUUUUAAUGUGGCUUGCAAAAAUAUGAAAUGGUUAACGCCACAGAUUUAUCCAAGCCACAACAGAGGAUGAGUGGAGGGAACUAAGCGUAAUAUAUUACAAUUUAGCAUUUGCUAAUAAUUUAUUCGUUAUGGAUUGACAAAGAAUUUAUUGAAGAGAUUCAAGUAUUUCAAGAUUAUUUUAAAAAGAGUGACCAUAUAAAUUAGAUUUAUUAAACCAAUGUUUUGUUACAACAAGUUAUAUUUUGUAAUUUAAAUUAUUUAUUUGCAAAGAGAAUAUUAAAAUCUCAAUUUUCUACA
Orbicella faveolata is the source of this 1761-nucleotide messenger RNA. RefSeq names its product 2-acylglycerol O-acyltransferase 2-A-like. Gene Ontology annotation, molecular function: diacylglycerol O-acyltransferase activity. The record is from RefSeq and is a predicted model, not a curated record. Gene Ontology annotation, biological process: triglyceride biosynthetic process. Lineage: Eukaryota; Metazoa; Cnidaria; Anthozoa; Scleractinia; Merulinidae. Gene Ontology annotation, cellular component: endoplasmic reticulum membrane.